This is a messenger RNA of Empidonax traillii (willow flycatcher), 452 nucleotides long. It is a transcript of the gene MRPS18C, whose product is annotated as mitochondrial ribosomal protein S18C. Gene Ontology annotation, biological process: mitochondrial translation. Gene Ontology annotation, cellular component: ribosome; mitochondrial small ribosomal subunit. NCBI's taxonomy places the organism in Eukaryota, Metazoa, Chordata, Aves, Passeriformes, Tyrannidae. Gene Ontology annotation, molecular function: structural constituent of ribosome; small ribosomal subunit rRNA binding. The record is from RefSeq and is a predicted model, not a curated record. The coding region runs from base 1 to 405 and encodes 134 amino acids. The transcript is spliced from 6 exons.
AUGGCGGCGAGGGCCGUGUCGGCGCGGGGCGCUUGGAACCGGCUGGUUCCCGCGGCGCUGUGGGCGCGGCCGCGCCGCCUGCAGCACGAGGGGCAGCCCCAGGCGCAGCCCGCGCACCCCGACCAGCCCAUACAAAUGGAGAACCCCUAUAAGGAGCCUCCAAAAAGAUGCAUUUUAUGUAAAAUAAAUGUGGACUAUAAGAAUGUGCAGCUUCUUUCCCAGUUUGUUUCUCCUCAUACUGGCUGCAUUUAUGGCAGACAUAUAACAGGCUUGUGCCACAAGAAGCAGAGGGAAGUUACAAAAGCCAUUAAAAGAGCUCAAGUAUUUGGAUUUAUGCCAGUUGUGCUUAAGAACCCACAAUUUCUCACAGACCCCAAGAUAUGUAAUAUCAAGUAUCCAGAGUAAUAUACCGUAAAGAAAUAAAAAAUAAAACUGUGUUUCAUGUUCAAAUA